AUGACUAAAAUAGCUAUUGUCUACUACUCAACUUAUGGCCACACCCUCCAGCUUGCCAAGGAGGAAGCUGCUGGUGUUGAGGCAGCCGGUGCCCAAGUUGACAUUUUCCAAAUCCCUGAAACUCUUAGCGGCGAGAUUCUCGAGAAGAUGCAUGCUCCUCCUAAACCUUCCGACAUUCCUUACGCAGACCUUAACACUCUGACAGAGUACGACGGUAUUCUGUUUGGAUUUUCCACCCGUUUCGGCACUUAUGCUGCCCAAUUCAAGGCCUUUUGGGAUGCAUCCGGCGGUCUUUGGGCAUCCGGAGCUUUCCACGGCAAAUACGUCGGCCUUUUCCUUUCUACAGGCACAAUGGGCGGUGGCCAGGAGACUCUGGCCCGUAACACAAUCUCUUCCUUUGUCCACCAUGGCAUGAUUUACGUUCCUCUUGGCUACAAGGAUGCCUUUGGCGAGCUUGCAAACCUUGAGGAGGUUCACGGUGGUUCUCCUUGGGGUGCCGGUACUUUUGCCGGUGCUGAUGGUUCCAGGCUUCCCUCGGAGCUUGAGAAGAAGGUGGCUUUUACUCAGGGCAAGUCUUUUGCCGGUGUUGUGUUGAGAGCUACCUCUGGUGCAGCUAAUGCUGCCGCUGCCGAAACUGCUACUCCUGCCGCUGCUCCUGUCGCUGCUCCUGUCGCUGCUGCUGCUGCUACCGAACCUGCUGCUGCUCCCGCUGUCGAGAAAAAGGCUGCAGCUCCUGCACCCCGGGCAAACCAGCAGGCAGCUCCUGCCAAAAAGCCUGCUGAAGAAAAGAAGAAGUUUGGCUGCUGCAUAAUAAUGUAA
Molecule: messenger RNA, 819 nt
Organism: Magnusiomyces paraingens
Lineage: Eukaryota; Fungi; Ascomycota; Dipodascomycetes; Dipodascales; Dipodascaceae
Exons: 2
Coding region: 1-819 (272 amino acids)
Molecular function (GO): NAD(P)H dehydrogenase (quinone) activity; FMN binding
Source: RefSeq, a predicted model, not a curated record